ACCAUCUCGGCUGCCAGCCCGGCUGGGCACCGGGCAUCUGCGAAGCUAGCCCUAUUUGGCACUGGCCAUCUCCGGGCACCUACCGUCUCGGGCGCCGCCCAGCUUCUUGCGACUCCCCGGCCGUGGACUUCGCGCCCUCCCCGACCCCGGCCGCUGGGCAGGACGCCCGUGAGCUUCCGGCGACCCCAGCCCCUUCGGCCGCCGCCGCGAUGCUGCCCUGGAGACGGAACAAAUUCGUGCUGGUGGAGGAUGAGGCCAAGUGCAAGGCGAAGAGCCUGAGCCCGGGGCUCACCUACACGUCGCUGCUCUCCAGCUUCCUCCGCUCCUGCCCGGACCUGCUGCCGGACUGGCCGCUGGAGCGCCUGGGCCGCGUGUUCCGCAGCCGGCGGCAGAAAGUGGAGCUCAACCGGGAGGACCCGACCUACACCGUGUGGUACCUGGGCAACGCCGUCACCCUGCACGCCAAGGGCGAGGGCUGCACCGACGACGCCGUGAGCAAGAUCUGGGCGCGCUGCGGGCCGGGCGGGGGCACCAAGAUGAAGCUGACGCUGGGGCCGCACGGCAUCCGCAUGCAGCCGGGCGAGCGCAGCGCCGCGGGGGGCCCCGGGGGCCGGCGGCCGGCGCACACCUACCUGCUGCCGCGCAUCACCUACUGCGCGGCGGACGGGCGCCACCCGCGCGUCUUCGCCUGGGUCUACCGCCACCAGCUGCUGCAGCCGCCUGCUCUUCCCAAAGCAUAG
This is a messenger RNA of Myotis lucifugus (little brown bat), 740 nucleotides long. It is a transcript of the gene FAM43B, whose product is annotated as family with sequence similarity 43 member B. The transcript has 2 exons. The record is from RefSeq and is a predicted model, not a curated record. NCBI's taxonomy places the organism in Eukaryota, Metazoa, Chordata, Mammalia, Chiroptera, Vespertilionidae. The coding region runs from base 210 to 740 and encodes 176 amino acids.